Molecule: messenger RNA, 1923 nt
Organism: Fonsecaea monophora
Lineage: Eukaryota; Fungi; Ascomycota; Eurotiomycetes; Chaetothyriales; Herpotrichiellaceae
Exons: 2
Coding region: 1-1923 (640 amino acids)
Molecular function (GO): protein binding
Source: RefSeq, a predicted model, not a curated record
AUGAAGAUGAAUUUUCACGACAAGGUGGUGGAGCUGGCCAGGCGUCAAGAUUCCAUCACUGAUGGAGGCACUGUUUAUUCCGUCGUUUAUGUCACGGCACAGCCAACCUUUACCGGUGUCAUUGGAGGCUAUACCACUCUCACCGACGACUCUGCUGCAGAGACGGCUACCCAAGCUUCCAGUCCGAGCGCUGCCGCAACGAAUUCUGCUCCCUCAUCUGCUCCCACCGCCGGGUCGUCGAGUGUCUCAAGUGGGAGUCUUGCGCCGACCACUGCUACUCCCUUGGUUGCACCAACAACAAGAAACAACGGCUCUCCAUCUGGCUUGUCGUCUGUGACGAACACAGACAGCGGCGCAGUUGCUGCGGUUACUGGAACCCCCGAGUCUUCGUCCACCUCCAGUUCCGGCCUGUCGACUGGUGCGAAAGCGGGUAUCGCCAUCGCGGUCAUCGCCAUCGUUGGUCUCAUCGCUGUCUUUUUGCUGUGGCUGCUUGGGAAGAAGAGGCGUGAGCGCGAAGCGCAAGCUGCUGCAGACAAUGAGAAACCCAAUCCUAGUGCUGGAAUCAGCAGCACUGAGAUGGCACUCAGGAGUCCGCCCAUCAGCUCAACUGCUCCACGAAUAAGCCUCAGACCUGUUUCUCGAAUGUUGCCCGAGUUCAUGGGAUCGUCUUCUAAGAGCAGACUCAGCGCUGGCAAUUUACUCAACACCAUCGGAGAAUCUGGUUCUGCCCCAGCUACCGGCCCUGCUCGCAAUCUGAGUCCCUCACCUCAACCUCGCGGUCCAAGCCCAACCCGCCUCCGAGGUCCAAGUCCAACUCGCCCUUCACAGGAUGACCACCCGAACAACCCUUUUGCUGAUCCACAGAAUCCUUUUGCAGACCCUGAGAAAUCCAUGGAAGCCCCUGGCCCGGUCACUAAUGCAACAUCCGCCGCGAAAUCAGCUCCUGUCGUUCCCAUCAUUGCCGUCACUGGCGCUGCUGCUGCUGCCGCUCCGAUCAACGAGACCAAGGCAGCCCCGAUCCCUCGUGAAGGAUCAGAGACCAUUCCUGCUCCGAAGCCGAUCACAGCUCCUAUGACGUCUCCUGCAUCGGCACCAAUCCCGACACCGGCCCCAACUGCGGAACCUGUUUCCGUUCCGGUCCCUGUAUCUGCUUCGACCACUGCUCCCGCUCCUGCUCCUAUCCCUGUCCCUGUUGCCGUAUCCACGCCGAAGCAGCCUGCUUCUCCAGCCUCUUUGGCGCCCGCAUCUCCAGCUCCAUCCUCCGCGGCCGGUUCUGCAUCCGAAUCGUCUCAAGGCAAUGUUUACCGAGUUCUUAUGGAUUUCGCGCCUUCCAUGGACGACGAACUUGAGUUGAAGAACGGCCAGCUGGUUCGUUUACUGCAUGAGUAUGACGAUGGAUGGGCGCUUUGCAUUCGACUUGAUCGAUCUCAACAAGGUGUGGUUCCUCGAACAUGCCUCGCCGCCAAGCCGUCCAAGCCCAAGCCAUCCCAUCUGAACCAAUAUGCCCGACCACCACCACCUGGAGGACCGAUGUCCCGCCCUAUGUCUCCCGCUGGUGGCCCCAGAACUCCGAUGGGUCCUCAACGCCCGAUGAGUCCUGCCGGGAGACCAAUGAGUCCAGCAGGAAGAUCAAUGAGCCCAAUGGGAAGGCCCAUGAGCCCGAGCGGAAGAAUGAGUCCGGCCGGAAUGCGGCGACCGAUGAGCCCAGGCUUCAAUCAGGGACCGAGAUCGAUGUCUCCGGGCCCUAGGAUGGGACCGCCGGGUCGCAGCAUGUCUCCUGGGCCAUACGGUGUUCGGGGUGGCCCGCCACCAAUGGCUGCAGCAAAUCGACCAAGGAGCAACUCUGCCAGCAACGUCAGAGACAAGCGCAACUCUCCCGCUGGUCCGUCAAAGCUGCGACCCGGCUCGGACCUUGCUUUUUAG